Pundamilia nyererei is the source of this 2192-nucleotide messenger RNA. RefSeq names its product WD repeat domain 20a (gene wdr20a). Lineage: Eukaryota; Metazoa; Chordata; Actinopteri; Cichliformes; Cichlidae. The record is from RefSeq and is a predicted model, not a curated record. Bases 87 to 1931 code for a protein of 614 amino acids. The transcript has 4 exons. Gene Ontology annotation, molecular function: protein binding.
UCCACCGUGAGCCGUUGGGGGGAACGGGAGAGUCGGAACGGCCGCUCACAUCCGUGCGUAAGAUCCGGCCUGGGGGAAAGGGAUGAAUGUUAAUUUCAAAGAUGGCGGCGGAGGGAGGAGGGAAGGAGAUGAACGAAAUUAAAACUCAGUUCACCACUCGGGAAGGCGUCUACAAACUUCUCACUCACUCCGAAUACAGCCGUCCUAAUAGGGUGCCUUUCAAUUCACAAGGCUCCAACCCCGUCAAGGUCUCUUUCGUGAACGUCAACGACCAGUCAGGCAACGGCGACAGGAUCUGUUUCAAUGUGGGCCGUGAGCUCUACUUCUACAUCUACAAAGGCGUUAGAAAGGCCGCUGACUUGAGCAAGCCCAUAGACAAGCGCAUUUACAAGGGAACGCAGCCCACGUGUCAUGACUUCAACCACCUCACAGCUACAGCAGAGAGCGUGUCCUUGCUGGUGGGUUUCUCAGCAGGACAGGUACAGCUCAUUGACCCUAUCAAGAAGGAGACAAGCAAGCUCUUCAAUGAGGAGAGAUUAAUAGACAAGUCCAGAGUAACAUGUGUGAAAUGGGUGCCAGGCUCAGAGAGUCUGUUUCUAGUGUCUCAUGCCAGUGGGAAUAUGUACCUGUACAAUGUGGAGCAUACCUGCGGCACCACAGCGCCACACUACCAGCUACUCAAACAGGGAGAGAAUUACUCUGUGCACACUUGCAAGAGUAAAUCCACGAGGAACCCUCUCCUUAAAUGGACUGUAGGAGAGGGAGCUCUGAAUGAGUUUGCCUUCUCUCCAGAUGGGAAGUUCCUCGCCUGUGUAAGCCAAGACGGCUUCCUACGGGUGUUCAACUUUGAUGCUGUUGAGCUUCACGGCACCAUGAAGAGCUAUUUUGGUGGUUUGUUGUGCGUGUGCUGGAGCCCUGAUGGAAAAUAUAUAGUUGCGGGUGGAGAGGACGAUCUAGUGACUGUGUGGUCGUUCUUGGACUGCAGGGUCAUUGCUCGAGGUCACGGCCACAAGUCGUGGGUGAGUGUGGUGGCUUUUGACCAUUACACCACAAGUGUGGAGGAGAGCGACCCGAUGGAGUUCAGUGGCAGCGAUGAGGACUUCCAGGAUCAGAUGAUCCACUUUGGACGAGACCGGGCCAACAGUACACAGUCUCGACUUUCUAAGCGUAACUCCACAGACAGCCGGCCUGUUAGUGUUACAUACCGGUUUGGCUCAGUGGGGCAGGACACUCAGCUGUGCCUAUGGGACCUCACUGAGGACAUCCUUUUCCCGCAUCUUCCCCUCUCACGGACACGGACACAUACUAAUGUGAUGAAUGCUACCAGCCCUCCUGCAGGUGCUACAAUAAUCACUAACACCUCUAGUAACACUACUAAUGGAAACAACAGUGGUGCCAAUACUCCUGGCAUUAACUCCAUCGCUACUACUUUACCACGUUCCAACAGCCUUCCCCAUUCUGCUGGCACCACAACAACGGCGGCAAACAAUACCAACAAAGCCAGCAGUGGCGGUGGAAUCAGUAGUGGUAUUAUGGACAGCGCCAUCGCUACAGGUGUGAGUAAGUUUGCUACACUGUCACUCCAUGAUCGGAAGGAGCGCCACCACGAGAAGGACCACAAACGCAACCACAGCAUGGGUCACAUCAGCAGCAAGAGUAGCGACAAGCUCAACCUGCUGACAAAAACCAAAACAGACCCUGCCAAGACUCUGGGCACUCUGCUGUGCCCGCGCAUGGAGGACGUGCCCCUCCUCGAGCCCCUCAUCUGUAAAAAAAUAGCACACGAGAGACUGACUGUACUCAUAUUUUUAGAGGACUGUUUAGUGACUGCUUGUCAGGAGGGAUUUAUUUGCACAUGGGCGAGGCCAGGCAAAGUGGGUUUAUUGUCAUCCCAAAACCAAGCCAGCUCUCCCAGUGGAACAGUAGUAUAGCCACAAUAUUUCUGCUGCUAAAGAACCCUGCAACCCAGAGUCUGAUGCUGCUCUUCACCCUGCAAGCAUUGCAAGUUUUCCUUUUCUUUUCUACCCCUCCCUCUCCCAGUUUUGUUAAUGGCUUUUCUGUUGUUUUUUGUUUUAUCACUCACUCGACCUAGAGAAGGAAUGGAACAGGAAAAGGUGUGGUGCAAUUGUGGACUAUUGUGCUUUUGUUCUCGAGUUUUAAUACAUUUUAGAAUUCUUUUUUAAAAUCUUUUU